UCCCAAAUCGUCGUCUCGUCUAUCUGAGUUUCUCCGUCUCUUUCUACGGCGAGCUUUCGAUCGUUCGCGGCGUUUGAGGAUGGAGGUGGAGAAGUCUAAAUCAAGGCACGAAAGCAGGGAAGAGAGGGGUGAUAAUAAGGGGUCGCCUGCUAGAGAAAGCAGAGAUGGAAGGAGGAAGGAGAAGGAUCAUAGGAGCAAAGAUAAAGAAAAGGACUAUGACCGUGAAAAGAACAGGGAGAAGGAGCAUCGAAGAGAGAAGGAUAAAGAAAGGGACCGGAAGAGGGAUAAAGAAGGAGAUACUGAGAAGGAAAAGAGCAGAGAUUGGGAUAGAGAGAGGGAUAGGGACAGAGAUCGUGUGAAAGAUAAGGAGAGGGAAAAAGAAAGAGAUAAACAUAGAGACAGAGAAAAGGAUAAGUCGAAAGAGAAGUCUAAGGAAAAGGAGAAAGAAGCGUACAAAGACAAGGAUAGGUCAAGAGUUAAGGAUAGAUCGAGUAAGAAAAGCCACGAGGAUGAUGAUGAGACUGAAAAACCUGCUGAAAGAUAUGACCAUUAUGACAACAGAGGUUCGAAUGAAGGUGAGGAUAAUGCUGAUGCUGCACCAAGUGGGAAAGAGCAAUCUGCAAAGGAAGUUGAGGAUCGCAUUAAGCAGAUGAGAGAGGAAAGAAAGAAGAAAGCUGAAGAAGCUUCGGAUGCUCUAUCAUGGGUUGCAAGGAGCCGUAAGAUCGAGGAAAAAAGAAAUGCUGAGAAGCAAAGAGCUCAUCAGAUGUCGAGAAUUUUUGAGGAGCAGGACAAUCUGAUUCAAGGUGAAAAUGAAGACGGCGAGGAUGGUGAUCAUCUGUCUGGUGUUAAAGUUCUCCAUGGUUUGGAGAAGGUGGUGGAAGGUGGAGCAGUUAUCUUGACACUAAAAGACCAGAGUGUCCUUGCCGAUGGAGAUGUCAACAACGAGAUUGACAUGCUGGAAAAUGUGGAAAUUGGAGAACAGAAGCGUCGAAACGAAGCUUAUGAAGCAGCCAAGAAGAAAAAGGGGACGUAUGAUGAUAAGUUUAACGAUGAUCCCGGGGCAGAAAAGAAGAUGCUUCCGCAGUAUGAUGAGCCCGCUACAGAUGAGGGGGUAUUUUUGGAUGCAAAGGGUCGCUUUACUGGUGAAGCAGAGAAGAAGCUGGAAGAGCUGCGUAAAAGAAUCCAGGGGCAAACGACACAUACUUUUGAAGACCUUAACUCGUCAGCAAAGGUCUCAUCAGAUUACUUCUCACAUGAAGAAAUGCUACGUUUUAAAAAACCAAAGAAAAAGAAAUCAUUGCGGAAAAAGGAUAAAUUGGACAUAAGUGCGCUCGAAGCAGAAGCCAUUGCAUCAGGAUUGGCAGCUGAAGAUCUUGGUUCUCGCAAAGACGGCAAAAGGCAGGCCUUGAAAGAAGAGAAAGAAAGGUCUGAGCACGAAAAACGGAGCAACGCCUAUCAGACCGCCAUUGCUAAAGCUGAUGAAGCAUCUAGACUACUCAGAAUGGAACAUGUUGAGCCUACUAAAAGAGACGAAGAUGAGGGUAUAAUGUUGGCUGAUGAUGCUGAAGAUCUUUAUAAAUCGUUAGAGAGAGCUCGGAAGGUAGCUCUCACUAAGAAAGAGGAAGCUAAAACUGGUCCUGAAGCACUUGCACAACUUCUAGCUUCCCGAACUGAUGAAACGGCCGAUGAUAAUAGUGCCUCUGGGGCUGAAACGCAAGAAAAUACAGUGGUUUUCACAGAGAUGAAUGAUUUUGUCUGGGGUCUCGAGCGCGCUGAAGGUGCGGGAAAGGCUGAGAGCGAAGAUGUUUUCAUGGAUGAAGAUGAAGCACCCAGAGCUCCUGAAGAAGUGAAAGAAGAGCAACCUGAUGCUUGGGCGGAAGUUAAAGACACUGAGAUGGAUGAAGGAGAGCUUCCAUCAGACACCAAAGAGAUAACUCCUGAUGAAACCAUACACGAGGUUGCGGUUGGGAAAGGAUUAUCUGGUGUAUUGAAGCUUCUUAAAGACAGAGGAGCCCUAAAAGAGAAGGUCGAAUGGGGUGGUAGGAAUAUGGACAAAAAGAAGAGUAAGCUUGUGGGUAUUGUAGAUGAUGAAGGAGGUAAAGAGAGAUUCAAGGAUAUCCGGAUUAAGAGGACUGACGAGUUUGGUAGAACCUUGACUCCAAAAGAAGCCUUUCGACUACUCUCUCACAAGUUCCACGGGAAGGGACCUGGAAAGAUGAAGGAAGAGAAACGGAUGAAACAGUACCAGGAAGAGCUCAAGCUAAAGCAAAUGAAAAACUCAGACACACCAUCGCUUUCUGUUCAGAGAAUGAGAGAAGCGCAAGCGCAAUUGAAAACUCCUUACAUUGUCCUCAGUGGCAAUGUUAAACCAGGACAAACUAGUGAUCCGCAGAGUGGGUUUGCGACUGUUGAGAAGGAGCUUCCAGGAAGCUUAACACCAAUGCUUGGUGACAGAAAGGUUGAGCAUUUCUUGGGAAUAAAACGGCAAUCAGAGUCUGGAAACUCGAAUUCGCCAGCAAAGAGGCCAAAGCAUUGAAGUCUACUUUUAAACAAUCAAAAGCUCGUUUACUUGCUCCUAUGCUUUUUCACACAGAGUUGUCUCUGGUAAACUCUCGCUUUCUAAGGAUUAUGGACGUCUCUGAUCUUUUGUUACAAUCUUUAGAACAAGACAUAUAGCUCAUUCAUGCCGAGACUGAUGAAUGAACAAAUGUUACUAUAUCUUUGAUGAAGUUGCAAAAUCGGCAUCGGUUUAGUUCCUGUUAUUGUAAUAAAGUUUCUCUUUAGUACGAAAUAACUUGAAAGAUAUCCGAGUUGGUUAAGAGAAAUUGAGCCGAACUAAAAAGAUAUAAC
Molecule: messenger RNA, 2850 nt
Organism: Eruca vesicaria subsp. sativa (arugula)
Lineage: Eukaryota; Viridiplantae; Streptophyta; Magnoliopsida; Brassicales; Brassicaceae
Source: the annotation of a GenBank genome assembly